GCAUUUCCUUCUCUCUUCCUCCCACCAUCAUCCCAGGCUGGUCCUCGGUCACACAUUACUAUCCUACUCUCUUAAUUGCUAUCUUAUAUGCUCUCGCGCUUCCAUGGACUCGCUCUGGUGUCCUUUAUCGCUCUUGCUGGGGUAGCGCAAGCCGAUCCGAAUGACUGGGUUCAGAUCGAAUAUGUGCUUCAGCAGGCCCAUAAUCCGUCGUUCAAGACUUCAGAUUCGCGGCAGACCAUCAUGUCGCGAGCUCGGCAGUACUCGCAGAAAGGUCCCUGGAGCGUCACGAAUGCCAAGGGCGUGCUCCCUCCGUCGAAUGACCCGCACGACUACCUUUCUUGGGCUCCUUAUCACUGGCCGGACUGCAACUGGUGCUCAAACGGGCGAACCCAUCUGAGCCAUACUGGCAACGACACUAGCUCUAGCAACAGUACGGACACACCCGAACCAGGCGUGCCUCCACCUCCUGGCGGCGACAUCACUGGCCCUCCUGCCGAAGACGUCGACGGCAAUCAAAACUAUCUGGAAGAACGCCGCGAGCUCAAGUACCACAAGAAUCGCAUGAACCGUGUCCGCCAGGAUCUCGGCGUCUCUCUCGAUCUGCCUGCCUCCGAAUCUACGACGCUGCCAACCGGCGACCUGCUGCCUUCGUCUACGAUCUCGUCUGACGCGACACUGCCAACAACCACCGCCGACCCUGCUCUAGGUGGUGACCCUCAAGCGAUCUUUACUGCGACUUCCUCGCUGCCGACGACCACUAUGGAUCCUUUUGCGACCUCGGCUUCGACGUCUGAGGAGACUCCAACCGGAACAGCGUCUUUUUCGGACAUGCCUCAGGCUGCUGCUCAUACAUCUGCGAAGUCCAAAUGUACUCCGUCUCCGACGAAGAGCCUCGCCCCAAGCGCAACCUGGACGACCUGCCCUUACGUCGUCCGCGAUGGCAAGGUCAAUCCCGACGUCCGCACCCUCAACGGCGUCUCCGCCAUCAACGCCAUCUCCGAGACCUCCAUCUACCUCGGCAUCACCGCCAUCCUCCAGUCUGGAUCCGACUCCGCUUCCAAGCUCGUCUCCUUCGUCACUACCUUCUUCCUCGACCCGAAGACGCGCAUGAACCCGAACAUGAACUUUGGCCAGAUCGUUCGCGGACCCGGCCCCUCCGGCCGCGAGGGCACUUUCACCGGCGUGCUCGACCUUCGCGGGAUGGUGAAGAUUGUGAACGCCUGCAUGAUUCUUCGCGCCGCUAAUCAUCCUGCGUAUACGUCUGCGUUUGACAAGGCGUUCGUAGGAUGGGUCAAGGACUACACAAAUUGGCUGCAGACGAGCGAGAUCGGCCACAAGACCGCGACUCGGCCGAACAACCAUGCAUCGUUCUUUGUGUCGCAGCUGGCUUCGUUGUUGCUGUUCCAAGGGGAUACAGCGGGUUCGAAGAAGGUCUUGGAUGGGUUCUUCCACGGCGCAUUCAAAGACCAGAUCGCGAAGAGUGGAGAGCAGCCGUUCGAGAGCGUGCGCACGCGACCCUUCCACUACAGAGCCUUCAACCUCGAAGCCCUCAUCACCAACGCCAAACUCGGUGCCCAGCUCGGUGUCGACUACUACUCCUUCCCCUCCAAAUACGGCCGCACCAUCCAGGACGCGGUCAAUUUCGCGAUGAACGUGAAGCCCGGGAAGGAGGACGUGGAGGAACUCUUACCGCACGUCGCGGCGGUCGCGGCGGCGUACGGCGACCCGCGGGGCGUUUAUGCGCGCUGGAUCGCGGCGCAUGAUGGGCAGGGCGGGCUGCAGGCGGAGAAGGCGCCGUACUGGUUCUAUGACCAGGCGGGGGCGGUGGGGGUGCGGAAGGCGAGGAGGGAGGUGGCGGUGGGUAGGGGGGAGGAGUUGGCGGUUGGGGCGGGUGAUGGCAAUGUGGAGAAGAGCUUGAGGAAUGGGGAGGUGAAGAGGGACGGCACGAUGGAUGUGCCGUUUGAGUGUCCGCAGGUGUUCGCGCUGUUGCAGGAGACGGAGGUGGAGGUGGACGAUGGGUUGUACGUGACGUGUGAGACGCUGGAGCCGUACUACGAGCUGCCCGAAUUGCAGGUCCCGGAGUAAGGAGGCGGUGGAAAUCCUGGAGUAAGGGAUGGAAGCGGACGAAUAGAGCACACUGUAAUUACUAGUACCGCACGUACAAUGGACUCGCUAGAAUGGACAGAGCUGCGCUCGACUAUAUAUCUGCCAUCAUUUCCGGAGUGCAAGUGCCUGCAUGGAGGUAGUUUACUGCCUGAUUUCUCGCCACGAGGAUCCUGUCAGAUGAUAAUGCAGAUGGCUGAGAUGCAGAACACUCUAUACUCUCUC
Schizophyllum commune H4-8 is the source of this 2328-nucleotide messenger RNA. Its product is annotated as chondroitin AC/alginate lyase. Gene Ontology annotation, cellular component: periplasmic space. Gene Ontology annotation, molecular function: lyase activity. Lineage: Eukaryota; Fungi; Basidiomycota; Agaricomycetes; Agaricales; Schizophyllaceae. The coding region runs from base 88 to 2085 and encodes 665 amino acids. The record is from RefSeq and is a predicted model, not a curated record. The transcript has 5 exons.